Molecule: messenger RNA, 779 nt
Organism: Serpula lacrymans var. lacrymans S7.9
Lineage: Eukaryota; Fungi; Basidiomycota; Agaricomycetes; Boletales; Serpulaceae
Exons: 3
Coding region: 259-693 (144 amino acids)
Biological process (GO): maturation of SSU-rRNA from tricistronic rRNA transcript (SSU-rRNA, 5.8S rRNA, LSU-rRNA); translation
Cellular component (GO): cytosolic small ribosomal subunit; ribosome
Molecular function (GO): structural constituent of ribosome; RNA binding
Source: RefSeq, a predicted model, not a curated record
GGGCGAUCAGAGUUGUGAGUUUAAGCUUCAUCACAUUCAAGCUUAUAGCGAUCUUUCUUGGUGCGAAAAGUGGGUAUUCACACCUUAAAUACAAUGGAUGGAAUGGAUGUUGAGGUUACAACAUGGAUGACCUUGGGUUGAUGUUAUAUUGAUUGAUAUCGUUGGUUUCGAAACACAUCUUGCCGUGGUACUAAGCCAAUCUUCUUUUCUAGUAGACUUGUACCAGCAGUUAUAGCUUCAACCUUGUUUCACGUAUCGAUGAAUUCAUCCAUAAAGGCGGUCCAAACUUUCGGGAAAAAAAAGUCUGCUACUGCUGUAGCACACGCUAAAGAGGGUCGGGGGCUUAUUCAUGUCAACGGUUCACCAGUCAAUCUCAUCCAACCUGAAAUUCUCCGAUUCAAAGUCUACGAGCCAAUGCUCAUAGCAGGAGAAAGUUCUUUUUCACCACUCGAUAUUCGUGUACGUGUCAGUGGGGGGGGACACACCUCGCAAAUAUAUGCUAUCCGUCAGGCAAUAGCUAAAGGGCUCAUUGCGUACUACGCGAAAUACAUUGAUGCAUACAGUGCCAUAGAAUUAAAGAAAAAGAUGGUGGCCUACGACCGUACUUUACUGAUUGCAGACCCGAGGCGCAUGGAGCCUAAGAAGUUUGGCGGAGCUGGGGCGCGUGCUCGAAGACAAAAGAGUUACCGCUGAGCUCCUUAUAUAUGUCAGAUAUAUUCGUGUCUCAGCGCCUUGUACUUAUCCCGUGACAAAUUCAACAAUAUUAUGUGCCCGGUGAG